AUGAACCAGGAUUCCAAUGUAUUACGGUGUGACAAUUCUGGAUAUUCUCCUAGGUGUGAAACCUUAAGAGGAGGCCAUAAAGAGAUAGUUAAAGUAUUGAUUGAGAAUAAUGUUGAUGUCUCUCAGUGUAACAUAAAUGGACAUUCUACUUUAUAUGAAGCUUGUAGUGGAGGUCAUACAGAUAUAAUUAAAAUAGUGAUUCAGAAUAAUGUUGAUGUCUGUCAGUGUGGUAGUAUUGGACUUUCUCCUUUGUGUGAAGCUUGUAGAGGAGGUCAUAUAGAUGUUGUUAAAAUAUUGAUUCAGAACAAUGUUGAUGUGUCUGUGUUUGAAGAAGGCAGAGGGUCACCAUUGUAUAGAAAGACAUACAGCUUUAGUGAAAAUAUUUCUUCAGAACAAAGCUGA
Mytilus californianus (California mussel) is the source of this 402-nucleotide messenger RNA. RefSeq names its product ankyrin repeat family A protein 2-like. The coding region runs from base 1 to 402 and encodes 133 amino acids. Lineage: Eukaryota; Metazoa; Mollusca; Bivalvia; Mytilida; Mytilidae. The transcript has 2 exons. The record is from RefSeq and is a predicted model, not a curated record. Gene Ontology annotation, molecular function: protein binding.